Molecule: messenger RNA, 1005 nt
Organism: Fopius arisanus
Lineage: Eukaryota; Metazoa; Arthropoda; Insecta; Hymenoptera; Braconidae
Gene: CysRS-m
Product: cysteine--tRNA ligase-like protein, mitochondrial
Exons: 2
Biological process (GO): cysteinyl-tRNA aminoacylation
Cellular component (GO): cytoplasm
Molecular function (GO): cysteine-tRNA ligase activity; ATP binding
Source: RefSeq, a predicted model, not a curated record
GUGGAUCCGGUGUGGGUUAAGCCAGUCGGUUAUGAAACCGAAAUUUCUGUUUAUAAUCCAAUUGUCAAGAAAAAAGUGCCACUGAUUCUGAAGAAUUAUAAAACUGCCACUUGGUAUCUUUGUGGUCCCACUGUUUAUGAUUCUGCUCACAUAGGACAUGCUUGUUCCUACAUCCGCUUCGAUAUAAUCCGUCGUAUUUUAUCCAACUUCUUCUCAAUAUCCGUCCUCCCAGUGAUGGGGAUCACAAACAUAGACGACAAGAUAAUCCUGCACUCGCAGGGUUCUUCGAAAUUCUCAUCAUGGCAUCACCUCUCCAAACAUUACGAACAGGAAUUUCUAUCAGAAAUGUCCCAACUAAACGUUCUUCCCCCAUAUCUCUAUUGUCGAGUAACCGACUACAUUCCAGAGAUAAUAAACUUCAUCUCCAACCUCAUUACCAAAGAAUUUGCUUACAAGUCCACCGACAGUUCCAUCUACUUCAACACUUCAAAAUGCCCCUCGUAUGGAAAACUGCGAAAACCAGAUGAAAAUGUAAACACAGCAUCCACAAAACUCUCGCCUUUUGAUUUUGCCCUGUGGAAAGCUGCAAAGACCAACGAGCCCUUUUGGGACAGUCCUUGGGGACCAGGGAGACCAGGAUGGCAUAUAGAGUGCAGUGCAAUGGCAUCAAUCACCCUGGGUGACAACAUCGAUAUUCACAGUGGAGGGAUCGAUCUAAGCUUUCCUCAUCACGAGAACGAAGAAGCGCAAUCUUGUUGCUAUCAUCAGACAUCCCAGUGGGUGAAUUACUGGCUUCACUCAGGUCUCCUCCACCUAGAGGACAACAAAAUGUCCAAAAGCCUCCAGAACACCAUUACAAUCAAGGAAUUGUUGGAGAACUUCACAGCAAAUCAGUUUAGAUUGUUGUGCCUGUGCACUCAUUAUCGAUCGAAUAUUGAUUUCUCUCAUGAGGCCAUGGAGAAGGCAGUGGCUCUUAUGAAAAAAUUUGAAUAUUUUCAGAGUGAC